AUGCAAGGAAUUGAAAAAAAAAAGAGGAAAGCCGUGGACAAAGAAGUUGUUAGUAAGAUGCAGGUCCAGUUAGACGAAGCUGUGACCCAAUUGGCAGAGUUAAGAACAUUGUUUGCGAUGCAAGGGUCUAGGAACCAAGUCCCGAAUAAUGUGUGCUUCGGUGUUCAAAACAAUAGUUCUGGCUCGACGUCGACAUCUGAUGCUUUAGAUACGAUAAAGACUAUUACUCAUUGUGAUUUAGUGUUACCUUAUGGUGAUAUGAACCAAAAAUGUGCCAGAGGGAUGAUCUUUCCUUAUAAUGAUGGGUUAAUUCACUCACUUCCUCUACGCGAAAAUCACUUGAAGGUUAUGAUAGACAACAUUGAUGAAAGAUAUAAAGGUGUUCCUGUUCCUGUGAUGACAAAUGAAGUUGGUAUCCUAGAAGAUGCAGUUGGCACUGAACAACAAAGCAAGGCGCCAUCACAACAACAAAUUCAUACCAUAAGUGCGCGACCAUCAACCACAAAGGCUGUUAUGGAAAAAAACAUGCCUAACCAAAAGAUCAACAAACCAAGGCCCAUAGAAUCACUUCGUGACCUUUUGAAGACCAACCUAGUGGUUCAUGUAGUAGCCGAUGCUGGACAUCUCGAAGCUGGGGCGUUUGAUUUUUCAGUUACAUACGAAGAAUAUUAUCGUUUGUUGAAAAAACAAACAACUGAUUUGUCCAUCAUAACAACUUGGCAGAUCCUUCUACACUUAAUGCUUCGGAAACGUAUGGGAAAAUGUGCUUUCCUAAACCCAUAUAAGAUUCUUGGGAAAGCAUGUCAGGAAACUUCGAUUGAUGCCGUCAAUUAUCUCGUUGAUGCGAUGCAACUUCAUCAUGGAAAAUCGUUUCUUAUCGCACCAUACCUGCAAAAUAUGCAUUGGGUCCUCUUGGUGAUUUGCCCUUCAAAUCAUAUUGUAUACAUUUUGGAUUCUCUGAUGAAGCCUAUGAAAAAUCUUGUUGACAACUACUAUCUGCUCAAACAUUUGGAAAAGGCUUUUGAGAGGUAUGAAAAGAACACAUCAAUUCCAAUUGUAUGGAAGCUCACUGAGUGCAACCAAGCCGGUGGAUUGGAACGUGAGCUGAGUGGGCAUUAUAUAAUGAAUUGGAUCUUUGAUUUUGUGUUGAACAGACAACAUGGAUUUCCGAGUAGAUUUGGUACCCUUUGGAAUGACAAAACUGCAUUUGAGGAAAAGGCGUUGGUCACAACUGUUGCUACGUGGGCCAGAGAAUUUCUGAAAAAUUUUAUGAAUGAUGUUGUCUAA
Lactuca virosa is the source of this 1287-nucleotide messenger RNA. Lineage: Eukaryota; Viridiplantae; Streptophyta; Magnoliopsida; Asterales; Asteraceae. The record is from the annotation of a GenBank genome assembly.